AUGUACUCUCGACCAGUUAGAAGAGUAAAGGUGAUUAACUUACCAGGAGGAGAAGCGGUGUCUAUCUUGUUUGACUUUGAGAAAUUACAGAAGAGAUGCUACACUUGUCAGAGGCUGGCUCAUGAACAGGAGAAGUGCCUUAUUUUCCCUGGCAAUAAGAAGAAGCAGAGGAGUAGUGAAGAUAGUGUAUCAACUGUCUUGGUAGCGAUGACUGAACCGGUGCUCAAAAAAGGGGAUCCUCUCUUUGGAGUUCUUACAGAAGAACAAGUUGGGAUUUGUCCUUUGACGGGAAGACCUCGUAUUGUCCAAGUGAUGCUUGAUGGUAUGCGCCUCUUUCUGCAAGUGGCUAAGGGUCCUGAGACUGUGAUUCGAGAGGCUCAAGUUAGGAUCUCUAUUGAAGGUUUCAAGCAUGAUCUGAAGGGACAAAAGACCAUUCUCAGACAAGAGUCAGCUCCCUGUGUUUCCUUUGAUGUGGACAAGGGGAAGGUUGUCUCAGAUGACUUGAGAGAGGCAAUGAAGAAGGGGUUGGCUAACUCAAGGAAACCUGUGGUAGAGGAGAUCCAAUCUGAAUGUGAUAUGGUAGGUGAUGUUUCAGGGUUUCCUUGCUAUAGUGAUUCUCCUACGGGCUAUAGAACUGGUCUCAUUGAGGCUAGUUCUUCCGGAAAAUCUAGUAGAAAGGGUAAACCCCGAAGGCGUCCCCAUAUGAGGAAAAGAAAACUCAUAGGCCCAGUGAAAGAUGAUCUUGCCUUGACAAUGGGAAAGAAAGAAGGAGGUAUGAGUGGAAUGGGGGGAAAAGGAAAGCAGAGAUAG
Molecule: messenger RNA, 810 nt
Organism: Arabis nemorensis
Lineage: Eukaryota; Viridiplantae; Streptophyta; Magnoliopsida; Brassicales; Brassicaceae
Source: the annotation of a GenBank genome assembly